CGCCGUCAUUAAAGAUUAUUAUUUUUUUCCAUAUUCCGCUAACUGGAGACUCUUUAGCGUUUAAAAGAUUUCGCAAGAUACCAAACUUCAUUUCUCAAGAACACAGUCAGUCUCAGCCAAAAUUAUACUUGUUGAAGAGAUCGACUAUGAGAGGAAAAGAGCACAAGGAGGAGGAGAAGGACGGGGAAGAAGAAAAAGAAGAAGAGGAGGAGGAGGAGGAGGAGGUUAUCGACUAUGUGUUCAAGAUCGUCGUUGUCGGUGACUCGGCGGUGGGGAAGACACAGUUGCUGGGGCGGUUCACCAAGGACGAGUUCCACUUCGACUCCAAAUCCACCAUCGGCGUCGAGUUCCAAACCCGCACCCUCAACCUCAACCGCAAGCGCAUCAAGGCCCAAAUCUGGGACACCGCCGGCCAAGAAAGGUACAGAGCCAUCACCAAUGCUUACUAUCGAGGAGCUGUAGGUGCAAUGCUAGUCUACGAUGUCACCAGAAGACACACCUUCGAUCACAUCGCGAAAUGGAUUGAGGAACUCCGCGCCAACGCCGAUAACUCCAUCGUCGUAGUGCUCAUCGGAAAUAAGUCCGAUCUCGUCGGAAAGAGGGAGGUCUCGUUGGACGACGCAGUCGAGUUUGCGGAGGAGCAAGGGCUCUUCUUCUCCGAGGCAUCGGCGCUCAGCGGGGAGAACGUCGAGACGGCUUUCCUGAUGCUGUUGGAGGAGAUCUAUGGGGUGGUGUCGAGGAAGGCCUUGGAGUGCGAUGCAGCGAGGAGGAUUACUUAUGGAGGGAACAGCGACGUGUUGAACUUGAGAGGGACCAAGUUGCCUGUCCUUUCGGAGGCGUCCAUCAUGGAGACCAGUGCUAUGAGAAAAGAAACACAAUAUUGUUCUUGUUCGUCAUGAUUCUUCCCUCUGUAAAAAUUGCAGGAUUACUGUAAAAGUUGCUGACUUCGUUUCCAGAAAUCAAGCAUUUUGGCUGGACAGACCUCUAACAUAUAUAAAUUUCAGAACAAUUACUUCCUCUAUAAUUUAGCCACCAACAAGGAACUUGCCUGAUCUGAAGGCAUCGUAGGCACUGGAUGUCAGAGCAAACGGACAAACUGGACGGCGAGAGUCACGAGACUCGAGCCUCAAGAGUAGAACAUGCCAAUUCAAAGACAUUUUUGGAAAUUUCACCUGCUCCUCCGAGAGUUGAGCUGAUAUCUCUGAUGCAUUGAAAGCUUCAGGUAAAAAGCAUGUGGUGAAAUCAAGUUUACUUCCUCUGUUCUUCACUUUGUUCAUUGUCUCUAAUCUCUACCUGCUAAUAUAUUUGUACGUAUUUCGGACCCUUUAAUCAAUGACCAUG
This is a messenger RNA of Zingiber officinale, 1341 nucleotides long. RefSeq names its product ras-related protein RABA3-like. Bases 147 to 899 code for a protein of 250 amino acids. The transcript has 2 exons. Gene Ontology annotation, molecular function: GTPase activity; GTP binding. The record is from RefSeq and is a predicted model, not a curated record. NCBI's taxonomy places the organism in Eukaryota, Viridiplantae, Streptophyta, Magnoliopsida, Zingiberales, Zingiberaceae. Gene Ontology annotation, cellular component: endosome.